AGUGCUGCAGGAUGUAUCUUGUACCUUGGAUUCUACAGGCCAGAUCUCUGCCCAGCGCUCUGGCUACUAUGUUCUGUUUGCUGCAGGGAAAGAAAGCUUUGUCACUGAGGCUUCCAAGGCCUGGAUUUCAUCCUUCAUUGUAAUAAUACACAGUACCACAAAAGUCAAAUACUAAAUCACACUCUUCAAACUCUCUGCUAAAUAUGGUAAAAGACUAUGGUCCAAGCAACCAUUCAAUUCAAAUGCUGCAAUUAUUUUUCUAUGAUUAAAGCACAUGCAAUUCAAAUGCUGCAAUUAUUUUUCCGUGAUUAAAGUACGUGCCUUAAGAGACAACUUGAAGUGGCACGAUACAACUUGUUUUGUUGUAAAGGCCCUUUUCAAUGGUUAUAGCUAUGUUCACACUAAGAUUCUCUGCCACCACCAUUGUGACAUGACAUUCAUGAGCAACAACAUGGGUUACUGAGUAUCUAUUUUAAUUACUUCCAAAUUCAUUACAAAGGCAGAAUCUGUUAUCCAGGAUCACAAUACAAUUGUUCUGGCCCUAACACAACCGGGGCUGAAAGAUGGAGCUGUAUGGGUUUCAGAACAGCUGCUACCGCAUCUCUUUACACUAUCGCAGUUGGUCUCAGGUUAACACCUCUCCUCUGAUCUCACCUGAGACAACUGCUGAUGUUUCUUUUGCAUCUACUUGAAGUCAUGUCUUUGGUUGAUUGCCACUGCUAAUUAACUCUGUACUUUAUACCAAACAGAACACAAAGAGUACAAGGCUAGUCCACAACCUGUUAAUGAUUUACCAAAAUGCAACUUUCUCCUUCUUAUUAGAGAAGUGAAUGACAUUUGAUUUGAAAACAGUUGGUUUGUAUGUUUAGAUUCCUAGCAAGAACUUAUCAAUGAAUGUUCCAUAUUUCUCAGAACUACAUCUUCAAGUUUAAUUCUGGAUGACUGAAACCAAAAACAAUGGCUUUAAUAUUCCUGUAUAUGCUGUGCAUAAAGACACCUCAAGGGAAAGCAACAGACAUAAAAGUUAUACAAGUACAUAAGCCUUCAGAUUAACAACUCAAUAGAACUGUCAGAAGUCCCUAGUACUGCAAAACCAAAAGCCAAAUAAACAAACAAAUACAAAUUUUUCUUUAACUUCAUAGGAACAAGAGCUAAACAUUGCUGGAAACUGUGCAACACUCAGAUCUGUCCCAGAUUUUGCACUACUAUUAACUGCCCAUUACCUAGUAGCUCUUCUUUUGGUUGAAUUAUUGUUUUCUUUAUAGCUUUACAAUGCUUAUAUAAUAUCAUUUAGAAAUUUUCUUUUAUAGAUCUCAGUUUUUGAACCCCUGAAGCGAUUUUGAUCACCUAAAUUAAUACAUAUCCCAGAAGUAAGGAAACCAGGCAGAUAGUUCAGCUGUAAAAUAGAUUAUCUAAUUAAAACAUCCCUUUAUAUAAUAUAAUUAUGCCUGAUUAUUUCAUUCUAAUUGUAGAGGAGGGAAACCUGUACUUCAGACGAAGUGUCAUUAAUAAAUAAAUAAAACCAGUAACUCUAGAUUCCCACCUGUAUCAAUAUACAGUGACAUCAACUUGAUUCUGAAAUUCAGCUCUUUUAGGCUUUUGUAAACCAUCUUUCAACAGGAUUAGCAUCACUUUUGUUGUCAGUGUUGAAUUUCAAACAUUAAAAUAUCCCUUCAUAAGCUAUAAUAGUGAACCCACUGUAACAAUGAGCUCACUUAUGAGAUCGUAUUUUAAUAUAAUACUAAUGCUGACUGCUUUACUACUGUUAAAACAGUUUGGCAUGCUGUAUGCUAUGGCAGAGUGAAUGAGGCAAUCUGAUGCCAUUCUUUGAGCAUUUGGGGCUUGUAUUUUAACCCAAUGCCUGAAUUAGACAUAUUUUGAGCUUGAGUAUUGUAUGUUCACCUUGAUCUUGCCAUUUUCCUCUACUUCAUUUCAGUUUCCUCAUUUGCAUUAGAUUUUACUAAUUAGUGUUGUAUGGCAAGUAAAAAAAUUAAACCAAGUAAGCAGUUCCAUAAGCAGUGUGUAAGAGCAAGCAGAAGUGAAGGAAGCCUACUAUAAAGUGACAUCUAUGGCACUAUCACAGAGGUCUAAAAAAAACCCUUUUCACUAGAAAUAAAAAUGUGAAAAGGAACCAGUAAGAAAACCCUCUGUGAAAAUUCAUAUCAACUUGAGAUGAUCAAAAAGGAGAAAAUACACAGAGUGCAAAAAGGUAUCUACAAGGAUAACAGCUAUUUCAGGAUGAUUCUGUGGAAAAUAGUCUGUGCUUCAUUCCCACUGCCACUGUCUGCAAAUGCAAAUCUCAGACAAAAAGCAAUAUGAGUAUAUGGUACUGAACAAAAAAGACAAAUGGAAAGAACACCGAAAGAUUUGAGAGCAGCUCUUCCACUUGUACAAAUCAGCACUGUUCAAUUUGUCUGAUUAGAUAAUACUAAUUUGCAGCAGCCCAUGGUUCUUAGAUUUAACAGGAAAGUGUUUUUCCAGAUUACUAUAAAUGGUUUUCCUACUGAAAGAGAUAGAGGAGAACAUUAUUUCAUUACUAAACAGCUGAUGUUUGGGAUUAAAGGUAAGUCUGAUUAUUCCUGAUUAAUGCCACCUUCUUUUGCGCACAUAAGAGGUAGCAAAAAAAGGUAAAAGUAUCAUUAAAUGAUGUCUGGUUUUUCAUGUUAAUUAUACCUUGUAUUUCUCUAUCUAAAUUCAGACAAACUGGUGCUAUCAAACAAUUGCUAUGCUUGAUACUUCCCUCACUGCUAUUAAACCAAUCAGGACUAAAACCACUGUAGUCCCUUAACUUACACCGAGGCUUAGCUAUAUAACUGCUCUACUCCACAGCAUAAUUUGUUACUUUUGCUACUAUAAAAUAAACUCCAUGUUUGGGAUACCAUGCUAUUUCCAGUCAUUAAAAAAUAAAACAAUGCUUAUGUAUUAGGAGAACAUUACUUUAAAUAUCAUAAUAGACUGUUAUGCAAUAAACUGUAAUCAAAAUGCAUGUGUUUUUACGGAAUUUUGUCUACAUAAACCCCCUUAAAGAGAGAAAUAGAUUUUUGAUUGAGAAGGAAAACUUCGUAUCUGCUGUCCCCUAUUUUAUUAAAGCUUUUUUUUUUCCCCAAAAAUUAAUGCUCUUGAAAUACAUAAUAAAUCCCUACUUAUUUAUACCUACGAUUUUAAUUUCAUGUUAAGGAAAUAGUGGUGAGAGUGUGUGUUGUAAAGUGUACAUAAAUCUGUCUCCACUCUUACAGUCUGAUUCCUAUAACUUUGAGUAAGUCUAUUAUUGAUUUCACAUAAUUUAAAAUAUUCAGAAUAGGUUAUUAAGUUGGCCGUCUGAUUAUAAAUAAUCUUCCAAGAAAUACAGACAACAAGGUAAGCUUAUUCAGCAUUACUUAGUUUCAGAGUUUUGCUGUCACUGAAGGCACUGGUUUCAGUUCUACUCCUGACUAGGGACAGCACUGUAAUGUAGAAAAUGAUCAGGAAAUAUGAAAUGAAACUUACUGUGGAAAGACUACCCCAAACUACAGCAUGUUUUCCUUAUUUUAGUGACAAGGUAUCUUCGUGAGAAUGACACACUGUCACCUCUGAUCCUUCAUCUCCAACUUCCUUUAUACCUUCCAAAGGAUCAAGAGACUUACGGAAACCAAACGACUUUCUUUUUAUAAGGAUUUGACUGCUGGAGUCAUCUUCCAAUGAGUCUUCGAGGUCCAGAGGUUAAAUGAAAAUCUUUAGCAUACUGAGAAACUGAAAGGCUAUGUUUUGAUGGCAGAAUUGUUUAAAAUGAGCCUCACAGACAUUCUAAGCCCUUCUGAUAUUGCUGCUGCUCUGCGGGACUGCCAAGCUCCAGAUUCCUUUAGUCCCAAAAAAUUCUUUCAGAUCAGUGGGAUGUCUAAAAAGAGUAGCAGCCAGCUCAAGGAGAUCUUCCGGAUUCUCGACAAUGAUCAAAGUGGCUUUAUUGAGGAAGAUGAGCUCAAGUAUUUCCUUCAGAGGUUUGAGUGUGGAGCCAGAGUGUUAACAGCUUCAGAAACCAAGACCUUCUUGGCAGCUGCAGAUCAUGAUGGGGAUGGUAAAAUUGGAGCUGAAGAAUUCCAAGAAAUGGUGCAGUCUUAGAGGUUUAAGAGGACCAAACAAGCCAGAAUUGAGAUGAAUCUGCACAACACACUCCAAACCCUUGAAAUUUAGGAGUGCCUUAUUUAUCUUGACA
Messenger RNA from Cuculus canorus (common cuckoo), 4189 nucleotides. Its product is annotated as parvalbumin, thymic CPV3. The record is from RefSeq and is a predicted model, not a curated record. Gene Ontology annotation, cellular component: cytoplasm; nucleus. Gene Ontology annotation, molecular function: calcium ion binding. The transcript has 5 exons. Lineage: Eukaryota; Metazoa; Chordata; Aves; Cuculiformes; Cuculidae. The coding region runs from base 3748 to 4095 and encodes 115 amino acids.